Molecule: messenger RNA, 4794 nt
Organism: Trichoplusia ni (cabbage looper)
Lineage: Eukaryota; Metazoa; Arthropoda; Insecta; Lepidoptera; Noctuidae
Product: putative helicase mov-10-B.2
Exons: 19
Coding region: 458-3151 (897 amino acids)
Molecular function (GO): 5'-3' RNA helicase activity; RNA binding
Source: RefSeq, a predicted model, not a curated record
UAUGGCCACGGGUAAACGGAAAAUGCGUCUAUUAAUUCUAACUUAGAAGUUUAUGUAAACUAUAAAUAAUUAAAAUACAAAAUGAUUUCAUUAAAAUAUGCAAUUCGAUUUACAUCCUGUAGCUGGUAGAAUGUUAAAAUUUAACCAGUGGCAACACUUUGGCUCGGUAUCAGCCUAUCGCAGAUCACGGUUUCGCUAUCACUAUCAGUAUAAUUCAGUAUAGCACUAACGAGGCAGGCUUGAGUUCGCUUAUACAUUAUUUUGUUUUUACACCUUUAUUUCAUUAUGAGCGCACUAUUCACCCUUGACUUUACCGUGUACUAUUUAAAAUUUUGUAAUCGUUAGUAAUUUCUGUACGGUAAUCAGCAUAGUUUCUUUCUGAUAUACAACGAUUUCAUUAAGCGCCGAAAACUGAUUGAUACCGAUUUUAAAGAGUUGAAUUAAAAUCAACAUCACAAUGGAUUGCGAAGUGUGUAAAUUAAAAAAAGUUGAGCCGGAACAUUACGAAACGGAAAAACACAUAAAAAAUAAAUAUCUCAGACAAUUUGCGCUAAACAAAUCACAUUUUGUAAACUACAAAAAAGGAUUAGCAUCAGUGUCAUGCGAUGUGCAGUCGAGUUUCUCGUCUGUCGUCGACCAGAAAGAAGGCAAAAUCAAUAUCUCAGCCAAACCCAAUGAAGAAGUCAUUUUCAAAUUCACAAUUCGUAAUGACAGUCAUAAGAGCUAUAUCAGUAUAGCUUUCAUCAAAUUGGUUCAUUCACAGUUCAAUUUCAUAAUGAACCGACAUAGUUUUGAGACGGGAUGCAUUGCAAGGACUUUGCCACCACAAAAUAAACUGACGGAAGAAAUAACUGUGACAUUCAGUUCUCCGGAAAUCGGUCAGUAUGAGACACCGAUAAUAUUCUUCUUUCAUAACAAAGAUACUAACGACCACAUCGUAAUUAUGAGGGAGAUGGUGGUUUUCGUCGAGGGGACCCAAGUUACGCACAACCCUAUAAUAAGUCCUUAUGCGAGGAAGCAAGUUUGGGCCAAGAUGAUUUAUAAAUCCAGCAUCGUCGAGCGGUGCACAGACGUGUUCUGCGUGCCAAAGAAAAGCAAAGAAAUCUUCUAUCACCAGUUGAAACUGCCAGACAAUGCCGACGAAAUGGAUAUUGAACUGUUGGCUGAUAUCAAAAAAAUCUUUACCACGGGUGUAACUAAAGACAACUACGUCAAAUUCUUCCACAACUUGCUUUGGCUUGAAGAAACCAUGAUUCGAGCGAAUCUAAAGAAUUACAACAUGUCGGCUAUAACCAUGAAGGCUCAGAUGAGCAAUCACCAUGGACCCUGUUACGCACUCGAGGUGCCAGGGCUUGGAGAAAAGAGACCCUCUCUAAUGAUCGGGGACAUGUUGCACGUAAAGCCACACGCCCAUAACGACUUUAUGUUUGAAGCCGUUGUCAAGGAUAUUAACGAUAAUGUUGCUCUCGUCGGGGGAUUGAGCUCUGAGUUCACAAAGCACUACGGACCUACAGUGCUGUUCGACAUCCGUUUCUUCAUGUCUCGCAUCCCGCUGGAGCGCAUGCACCACGCCGUCCACAACGUCAGGAUGGUGAACCAGGAGUCCAGGAUAUUCCCCAAGGAGAACAAGAAUAUGUGUGCUGUGCAGCCUAUCUCCAACUUCUUCAACGUGCUGGUGGAGGGCAACCUGGAGCAGCGCUGCGCGGUGGAGCGCAUCGUGUCGGGCAGCCCGGGCGCCGCGCCCUACCUGCUGCACGGCCCGCCCGGCACCGGCAAGACCGUCACCAUCGUCGAGGCCAUCCUGCAGUUGGUACACAGGAAUCCUAAAAACCGCAUCAUGGUGUGCACGGACUCCAACAUGGCGGCCGACCACGUGGCCACCAUGAUCAUUCGGUACUCGCACAUGUUUGGCGAUAAGUUCAUGCUACGUGCCAGCUCCAAAUUCAGAAACUGGGACACAUUACCUGAAUGCCUGGCGCCGUUCUCCAACGGCACUUGUCGGCAGAACUUCGAGAAUGUGGAGAUAGAAGAUUUCAGGAGAUACAAGAUUGUCAUCACCACACUAUCGCAUGCGGCCAAAUUUGGAAGGGCGAUGCGCGUGAAGUCCCUAAUGCCGCACAUCUCGCAGCUGUUCAUCGACGAGGCGGCGCAGGCGUCGGAGCCGGCGUGCCUGAUCCCGGUGUGCGGCCUGCUCACGCCCGGCGGCACGCUGGUGCUGGCCGGCGACCCGCAGCAGCUCGGGCCCGUCGUCAUCUCCAGCCUCGCCAACAAGCAGGGCUUCGGUAUAUCUCUAAUGGAGCGCCUGAAGAAGUCGUCGUCGCCUCUGUACAGCGACAUCCGUAACGACCCCAACUACGUGGUGAUGCUGCGGAACAACUUCCGCUCCAACCCUGACAUCAUCGAUAUACCUGAUAAACUCUUCUAUAAAGGACAGCUCAGGGCUCUAGCCAAAGAGGACACUAUAAGUAACAUCGACAUACUAGGUGAGCACCCUCACAGCCGCGCUGUCGUGUUCCACGGCGUACUAUCCAAGGAGCAGAGGAUUGGUAAAUCACCGAGUUUCUUCAACGUGAUGGAGUGUGAGAUAGUGCAGCUGUACGUGAAGCGCCUUGUGAUGGUACACAACGUGCUCAUGCAGGACAUCGGUAUCGUCACUCCGUAUAUCAGACAGGUGUACCAAAUAAAGAAGUCUCUCAAAGAUAUCGGCUAUGACAAGAUCGAAGUGGGCACAGUGGAAGCUUACCAGGGCAAAGAGAAGAGGAUCAUUAUAAUAUCUACAGUUCGCGCCAACUGCAACCUGCUGGAGCAUGACGCUAAGUUCCAGCUCGGCUUUCUAGUAGACCACAAACGCUUCAAUGUUGCCAUAACCAGAGCCAAAGCAAAAGUGAUAAUCAUAGGCAAUCCAUUAUGUCUCGAGAGGGAUAGCAAAUGGCAGAUGUACAUACAGAAGUGCCGUGAACUCGGCACCUACCACGGGUUCGACUCGCGCGACUUUGACGACGAGCGAUGCAGGGAGAUAGUGGACAGCAUCACGCCAAUGCUGGCCAAGCUCAAAGCCGCCACAGCCACCAAGAAACCCAAGAAGAAAAAACUGAAGACUAGCACAAGCACGAGCUCAAGCCACCAACCCGACCUCUUCGGGGAUAUGUAAGGCAUUAGCUGAUGAUCAAAACAUCAACAAUACGAAAGCACAAUAACAUUUUACAUAAAAAAACUUUUUCCCUUUUAGGUAAGAUAACCGCAUUUACUAAGUAUUUUAUGUCAGCAACUGCGAUCACCAACCCGCCUAUCUAUCGCAUGGUGUUAACGGCAUUCCCGAACUUAUUACUUAUUGCAGUCGAUGGGGAAGGCCAGCAGUUGCUAAGGACAUGUCUAUUCAUAUUUUUGUAGUAUGUAGCGUCGAUGAAAUCGAUACCGUGGAAACAUUCCACUUUGUAACUGUAGGUGUCAAAACAUCUGUAUUGUUUUUUACCCCGCUAACACGUUCGUUACCAAAAAUGUAUUAUGCCGUAUUCGGCAAACUUAGUGAUAAGUACAAUUGAGGGUUUAGACUCGCCUUUGUCGCAAUCGCACUCAGCCGCGGCGGUUGAGUGGUGAUGAUGAGUAUUUGAUGUUUUCUAUAAUAUUGUCGUAGAUUUGAUGUUGUAAUAAUAAGUGAGAAGGAUCUCAUAUUACUUGUAAUCCGGCAGCGAACGUGUCAGCCCCAUAUUUUUGUCCUCGUGACGUCUGAUGAAUGUGAUAUUUUUAUAGAUCGUGUUGUUUCACUCUUGGACCAUAGAGCAAUUAAACAGGAGUUUACACAUAAGAGUGUAUUAUCCUGGUCGUUUAGAUCAGCAUUUUGGCGUCAAUUAAUUUUAAAAAUAGUAUGUGCCUAAUGGAGCAUUUCUCGUCACAAGAUAAAAUUCAAUAACAGACAGAAGUAAGUACUUUUAGGUAUAUUUUUCUAGAUCUCAUUUAAACUUUAAAAUUAACUAUAUUUUUUAACGAAACGAAAACUAUAGUUUUUUAUUGUAAUAACUUUCGUGUAGCGGAUUAUUAAUUAAUAAUUAUAAUUCCGCCCUGCCUACCAUAACAAUCCUGUAGUUUGUUUGUGAUAAGUCUUGUAAGGACAUAAUUAUAUUUUAAUGGUAAGAGGCACAACGUUUGUCGUAUUGGUGCGUUACUUCGAAAGUUCUCCUUUGUAAAAGGCACAAGUGUUAUGAUAACUCCAGUUUAUCUGCUCUAAACUAUUAAAAUUUGAUUUAUGACCUGUUUCCGUCUAGUAAUUAAGAAUCUCAUAAUGAGGCAAGCGCCAAACUACUGGCCAAGCACAAUAUGUUUAUGUAGCAGUAGCUAUUAAGAAUAUUGAAUCUUUGCAGCCAAAGAUCUGUAUUAGUUUUUAAAGACAUGAUUAUCUUUUAUAAUAGGAAUAAAUUAAGAAAUAAUAAGUGUUUGUUCUAUUUCAAUAGAUGGAUUUUGUAGUUGACACUGGCAACAAAUAUUGUGCCAAUUCUCAUAUAUUUUUAUUUUGCUGGCAAUUGUGAUAUUAUUUGCUGAUUUAUAUAAAUGUUCUUAUUAAGAUGAAAUUAAUGAUUUUUGCACUAGGUUAAGAGAGAAGUGAGGACAUUUCGUAAAUUGUAACAUGGUUACAGGCAGAUAAAGAGUAUUGAACUAUGAAUACAUAUUUGUUUUGCCUGGUGUGUUUACAGGGAAAAACACUAAGCCAAGAUUUUUCCAAAUUCUCCUAAGAUAAUGUUUUGUAUACGUAUUUAUGGAUUGGCAAUGUUUUUAUUUUUACAAAAUUUACAUUUAAUU